ACGCGGGGGACGCUUUCGCCCCCGAGGUAGUUGGGCGAUCGUGAAGAAGGCAAUAGUUGGGGGUCUGUGGGGGGGGGGAGCGGGCACAGACUCCCAACGCUCACCCCACGGGGUCGUCCAGGCAGCUCGGUCGUGGAUUUCGCCGCGAGCCCCCGGGGCAGCUCUUUCCAAAGCUGCUUGAAACUUCUUCCAAACUCGCCAUGGAUUCGGCGGCGCCGGCGCUGCCUGCUUUUGUGGCGCUCGUGCUCCUCUCCCCGUGGCCUCUCCUGGGGUCGGCCCAAGGCCAGUUCUCCGCAGGUGGCUGCACGUUUGAUGAUGGUCCAGCAGCCUGUGACUACCACCAGGAUCUGUAUGAUGACUUUGAAUGGGUACACGUUAGUGCUCAAGAACCGCAUUACCUGCCACCUGAAAUGCCCCAAGGUUCCUAUAUGAUAGUGGAUUCUUCAAAUCAUGACCCUGGAGAAAAAGCCAGACUUCAGCUACCCACAAUGAAGGAGAAUGACACUCACUGCAUUGAUUUCAGUUACCUGUUAUAUAGCCCCAAAGGGUUGAAUCCUGGCACUUUGAACAUACUAGUGAGGGUGAAUAAAGGACCUCUUGCUAAUCCAAUUUGGAAUGUGACCGGAUUCACAGGAAGAGGCUGGCUUCGGGCUGAGCUAGCAGUGAGCACCUUUUGGCCUAAUGAGUAUCAGGUAAUAUUUGAGGCUGAAGUCUCAGGAGGAAGAAGUGGUUAUAUUGCCAUCGAUGACAUCCAAGUACUGAGUUAUCCUUGUGAUAAAUCUCCUCAUUUUCUCCGCCUUGGGGAUGUAGAAGUCAAUGCAGGACAGAAUGCUACAUUUCAGUGCAUUGCUACAGGAAGAGAUGCUGUUCACAACAAAUUAUGGCUCCAGAGACGAAAUGGAGAAGAUAUACCUGUAGCCCACACUAAGAACAUCAAUCACAGAAGAUUUGCUGCUUCCUUUAGAUUGCAAGAAGUGACAAAAACCGACCAGGAUUUGUAUCGCUGUGUCACUCAGUCAGAACGUGGUUCUGGGGUUUCCAAUUUUGCUCAACUUAUUGUGAGAGAGCCACCAAGACCCAUUGCUCCUCCUCAGCUGCUUGGUGUUGGGCCUACAUAUCUGCUAAUCCAGCUUAAUGCCAACUCCAUCAUUGGUGAUGGUCCUAUUAUCCUGAAAGAAGUAGAAUAUCGCAUGACAUCAGGAUCCUGGACAGAAACCCAUGCAGUCAAUGCUCCCACUUACAAGCUCUGGCAUUUAGACCCAGAUACUGAGUAUGAGAUCCGUGUCCUACUUACCAGACCUGGUGAGGGAGGAACUGGGCUUCCAGGACCACCGCUCAUCACCAGAACAAAAUGUGCAGAACCUAUGAGAACCCCAAAGACGUUAAAGAUUGCUGAGAUACAGGCAAGACAGAUUGCUGUGGACUGGGAGUCUUUGGGUUAUAACAUCACUCGAUGCCACACUUUCAAUGUCACUAUCUGCUACCAUUACUUUCGUGGUCACAAUGAGAGCAAGGCAGACUGUUUGGACAUGGACCCCAAAGCCCCUCAACAUGUUGUCAGUCAUCUCCCACCAUAUACAAAUGUCAGCCUCAAGAUGAUCCUCACCAAUCCAGAAGGAAGGAAGGAGAGCGAAGAGACCAUCAUCCAAACUGAUGAAGACUUGCCUGGCCCUGUUCCAGUCAAAUCUCUCCAAGGAACAUCUUUUGAAAACAAGAUUUUCUUGAACUGGAAAGAGCCUUUGGAACCAAAUGGAAUCAUCACACAAUAUGAGGUCAGUUAUGGCAGCAUAAGAUCAUUUGAUCCUGCAGUUCCAGUGGCUGGUCCUCUCCAGACUGUUUCAAACUUGUGGAAUAGCACACAUCAUGUCUUUAUGCAUCUCCACCCUGGAACCACCUACCAAUUUCUUAUACGCGCCAGCACCAUCAAGGGCUUUGGGCCAGCCACAGCCAUCAAUGUGACAACUAAUAUCUCAGCUCCAACUUUGCCUGACUAUGAAGGAGUUGAUGCCUCUCUCAAUGAAACUGCCACCACAAUCACUGUUCUGUUGAGACCAGCCCAAGCCAAAGGUGCACCUAUCAGUGCUUAUCAGAUUGUCGUGGAGGAGUUGCACCCACAUCGAACCAAGAGAGAAGCCGGGGCCAUGGAAUGCUAUCAAGUUCCUAUCACAUACCAAAAUGCCAUGAGUGGGGGUGCACCUUAUUACUUUGCUGCGGAACUACCCCCUGGGAAUCUACCCGAGCCUGCACCAUUUACCGUGGGUGACAACCGAACCUAUCAAGGCUUUUGGAACCCCCCUCUAGCCCCACGCAAAGGAUACAACAUCUACUUCCAGGCAAUGAGCAGUGUGGAGAAGGAAACUAAAACCCAGUGUGUACGAAUUGCUACAAAAGCAGCAGCAACAGAAGAACCAGAAGUGAUCCCAGAUCCUGCUAAGCAGACAGACAGAGUGGUGAAAAUAGCAGGCAUUAGCGCCGGCAUUUUGGUGUUCAUCCUCCUCCUGUUAGUUGUCAUAUUAAUUGUUAAAAAGAGCAAGCUUGCUAAGAAGCGCAAAGAUGCCAUGGGAAAUACACGGCAGGAGAUGACCCACAUGGUGAAUGCAAUGGAUCGAAGCUACGCCGAUCAGAGCACUCUGCACGCUGAAGAUCCUCUUUCUAUAACCUUCAUGGAUCAGCACAAUUUUAGUCCAAGAUUGCCCAAUGAUCCUCUUGUGCCGACUGCUGUGUUAGAUGAGAAUCACAGCGCUACAGCGGAGUCCAGUCGCCUUCUGGAUGUACCUCGCUACCUCUGCGAGGGAACAGAGUCUCCUUACCAGACAGGCCAGCUGCACCCAGCCAUCAGGGUAGCUGACUUGCUGCAGCAUAUUAACCUCAUGAAGACAUCGGACAGCUAUGGGUUCAAAGAGGAGUAUGAGAGCUUCUUUGAAGGCCAAUCAGCAUCUUGGGAUGUAGCAAAAAAAGAUCAAAAUAGAGCAAAAAACCGUUAUGGGAACAUUAUAGCAUAUGAUCACUCUAGAGUAAUUUUACAACCGGUGGAGGAUGAUCCUUCUUCAGAUUACAUCAAUGCUAACUACAUAGAUGGCUACCAGAGACCAAGCCAUUACAUUGCAACUCAAGGCCCAGUUCACGAAACGGUGUAUGACUUUUGGAGGAUGGUCUGGCAGGAACAAUCUGCCUGUAUUGUCAUGGUUACAAAUUUAGUUGAAGUUGGCCGGGUUAAAUGCUAUAAAUAUUGGCCUGAUGACACUGAAGUUUAUGGUGACUUCAAAGUAACCUGUGUAGAAAUGGAACCACUUGCUGAGUAUGUGGUUAGGACAUUCACCCUGGAAAGGAGGGCAUACAAUGAAAUUCGUGAAGUGAAGCAGUUUCAUUUCACUGGCUGGCCUGACCACGGAGUGCCAUACCACGCUACAGGGCUUCUGUCCUUUAUUCGGAGAGUGAAGUUAUCCAACCCUCCCAGUGCCGGACCCAUCGUGGUACACUGCAGUGCUGGUGCUGGACGAACUGGCUGCUACAUUGUGAUCGACAUCAUGCUGGACAUGGCUGAAAGGGAGGGUGUGGUGGACAUCUACAACUGUGUCAAAGCUUUAAGAUCUCGUCGCAUCAAUAUGGUCCAGACAGAGGAACAGUACAUUUUUAUUCAUGAUGCCAUUUUAGAAGCCUGUUUAUGUGGAGAAACUGCCAUACCUGUCUGUGAAUUUAAAGCUGCCUAUUUCGAUAUGAUUAGAAUAGAUUCCCAGACUAAUUCUUCACAUCUCAAAGAUGAAUUUCAGACUCUGAAUUCAGUCACCCCCCGACUACAAGCUGAGGACUGCAGUAUAGCAUGCCUGCCAAGGAACCAUGACAAGAACCGUUUCAUGGACAUGCUGCCACCUGACAGAUGUCUUCCUUUUUUAAUUACAAUUGAUGGGGAGAGCAGUAACUACAUCAAUGCUGCUCUUAUGGAUAGCUACAGGCAGCCAGCUGCUUUCAUUGUCACACAGUAUCCACUGCCAAACACUGUGAAAGAUUUCUGGAGAUUAGUGUAUGAUUAUGGCUGUACUUCCAUAGUGAUGUUAAAUGAAGUCGAUUUAUCCCAGGGCUGCCCCCAAUACUGGCCAGAGGAAGGGAUGCUUCGGUAUGGCCCUAUUCAAGUGGAAUGUAUGUCUUGCUCAAUGGAUUGUGAUGUGAUCAAUCGGAUAUUUAGGAUAUGCAAUCUAACCAGGCCACAGGAAGGUUAUCUGAUGGUACAGCAGUUUCAGUAUCUAGGAUGGGCUUCUCAUCGGGAAGUACCUGGAUCCAAGCGAUCGUUUUUGAAACUGAUACUGCAGGUAGAAAAAUGGCAGGAGGAAUGCGAGGAAGGAGAAGGCCGGACCAUCAUCCAUUGCUUAAAUGGUGGCGGGCGAAGUGGCAUGUUCUGUGCUAUAGGCAUUGUUGUUGAAAUGGUGAAGCGGCAAAAUGUUGUAGAUGUCUUCCAUGCAGUGAAGACACUAAGGAACAGCAAGCCAAACAUGGUGGAAGCCCCAGAGCAGUACCGUUUCUGCUAUGAUGUAGCUUUGGAAUACUUAGAAUCCUCUUAGUUGGGUGAGAAUUUCCACAGUGCAUCCACACAGAAACCUGUUCGUCUGUUGAGCCAGCAGCAGUUGUAACCCAUUACACCUGUGCAGAGAGAUUUUAAUGUGGGGGGAGGGAGGAUUUUACAUUUGAGAGGUAAAAGUAUUUUUCUUAUAAAGAUGUAUCUUAAUAAAAAAGAGAACUUGAUUACUUUCUAUCGCUGUAUUAAAGUAUCCACAUUUCAUGCCACAUGAAAUAUGUUUAAUAAGAACCAGAUUCAAAUGACAACUUAUCAGUGUUUGUAAAGUGAAUACACAACAUUUUUCUCUCCUGCCUUAGGUAGAGCAGCUAAUACAUGUUGCAUGAAUUAAUACUUUCUAUGUGGCAUUUUCCUCCCUUUUUAAAAUGAAAAGCUGUUGAAUCAUUAAAAGAAGAAGAGCAAAGAAGAGAUGUGCAAAUUCAUAGUCCAUUUCAUUUUUAUAUGUUCCAAGUGUAGCAGAUCUCUAUAUAAAUAUAUAAAUAUAUAUAACUGGCUUAUUUUCUUUUAAUGUGCAAUGAUGGCUGGUUCAUUUAAAAUUCUUUUUAGAAAAUAACAUAAGCCAAAGACUCAAGUGUAAAUAUGUCUAUAAGGGGAAAGCACAUUAUAUUUAUUGGUUACUUACAUUCCUUUUUUGAUGGCAAAAAUACUACCACCGCGCAAUCAUUUUUGUUUCCAGAGAAUUUUUUUCUUCCUUUAGCAAAAAUCAAUUGUAAACAAUUUUUGUAGAUUACUUUUUGUAUGUUUUAGUGUAAGUAGAAGAUAAACUUUUUAUUCAUAAACCAGGAAAGCAAUGUUCUUUAUAGUGAUUCCUUGUGUACAUGCUUGUGAAUUAAACUUAUGUAAAACAUCUUGGCAAUUGUCUUUUAAUAGAGGACCAAAUUAAAAACUUUCUUUUUGCCAAAAAUGUAGUUUUUCACAAUUUCAUUAAUAAACAAUAAUGGUUUGGUGACCGGAUUAGAGAAACACACCACCAAAUUUUGGAAAGCAUAGCAGGUGAGCUGCAUAGUGUUGAACACAGUACUGGAGCAUUAUUUAGGCUUUAAAGGAAUCCAACUUUCUUCAGAAUAUAAGCAACGGUCAGCAACACUAACAGCAACACAGAUGCUUUCUGGGUCAAGUGUCAGCAAACUGUCCACUGUCAAGGUGAUAAAAAGUUUCUUUUGAUGUUUACAUGCACAGGCUGUAGGCUCUGACCAUAGAAAGUGUGAACAAAUCAAUGCCAGCCUGAUGUGUGCAUUGUCAUGAGAUUCUCGCGUGAACUUCUCUAAAUAUGUUCUUGUUCCCCUGCUCCAUGAAGCUGUAACUUCCCAUCAUCAGCUUGCAGUUGACAGUGACGAAAGCUUUCUAGUGUCCCCUUUCUACAUUGCCAGUUCACAACAUGGUGCUUCUAAAGAUUUAAUGGAAGUAAGUGUGAAAUAAAGUUUUUAUAAUCACA
Molecule: messenger RNA, 6005 nt
Organism: Perognathus longimembris pacificus (Pacific pocket mouse)
Lineage: Eukaryota; Metazoa; Chordata; Mammalia; Rodentia; Heteromyidae
Gene: Ptprk
Product: protein tyrosine phosphatase receptor type K
Exons: 31
Coding region: 201-4556 (1451 amino acids)
Biological process (GO): protein dephosphorylation
Cellular component (GO): membrane
Molecular function (GO): protein binding; protein tyrosine phosphatase activity
Source: RefSeq, a predicted model, not a curated record